This is a messenger RNA of Thamnophis sirtalis, 2181 nucleotides long. NCBI's taxonomy places the organism in Eukaryota, Metazoa, Chordata, Lepidosauria, Squamata, Natricidae. The record is from RefSeq and is a predicted model, not a curated record.
AUGACCCGCCUCCUUCGAGCCCUGGAAGGCCAGACGCCGGGCGGCAGCACCGGUCGGCCUCUCUCCGGGGUGGCCUCGCUGUGCCGCGACUGGCUGUCGGAGCUGCCCCUGAAGGUGGUGGCCGAAUGGCUCCACGAGGAUCUGGCCGAGCAGCGGCGGCGCCUGUCCUUCGACGAGAGCCCCACCGGCGGAGCCUUGGCCUGGCUGCCCGACGGCGCCCGCGGUAAACCUCCCCGCCGGGGCUGCCUGGUGUUCCCGGCCGGGGAAGCGGCGGACCGGCUCUGCUUCCAGGAGGCGGCCUUGAGGCCAGUGGCCAGCGGCGCCCUAAGACCCGAACUCCGCGGCUUCCCCGUCCAGUUCGAGCUCAAUGGAGCCGUCCAGCAAGUGGCAGCAGCGCACCUGGAGGGCAGCGACUUCCUGGGGGUGCGCUCCGACCAUUUCUGCGGGGCCUGGAGGAAGCAGCGUGGAAAGACCCCCAGUCCUCUGCAGGUGGUUCGCACAGAAGCCCCCUGUUCUUCCAUCGCAGUCAGCCCCCACCUACCCGGCGAGCUGUCCUUGUGCACCCUGCAAGGGGAGCUGUACCUCUGGAACGUGGAGACGGGGCUCCGGCGGCUGCACCACGACCGCGACAGCCUCUUCUUCCGGGACCCUUCCCCUUGGCGCUGGAGCGAGUUUUCUGCCCACCCACAAGUGCUGACUUUUGCUGACCACACCGGCCUGAAGGGUCUCGACCAGAGGGUGUCCUCCCACUUCGACCUCUUCAAGGUGGGGGCUGAAGCGGAUUGCCAGCGUGGGGAACGCCUUGUCCUCUCCAAGUACCUGGGCCCUUCGGAGCCCUUCCACCACUUAGUGACAUUAACAUUCAUUCACCCGAAGUUUUCGGUCUUUGUGCUGGACGAACGCUUCCCCCUGGUGCCUGUCCUGUCCUGGGAGCACAUGAUGCAGCGGCCACCCAUCUAUGCCCACCACAUACCUGCCGGGCCUGGGCAGCACAGCCACAAAGUGCUCCUGGGUGCCCACCACUCCCAGGAGAUGCUCCUGCUGCAGUACUCAGGUGGGCACAGCCUCCCUUGCCAGCUCCAAGGUGCGCCCCAGAAGCUGCCCUCCAUCAAGGAGUGUCUGCCCCACUUUCCCACGCAGGUGCCUGUGAGGCAGAGCGCCCUCAGCCAGCGGCUCUCCGUCCCCACAGCAGGCAUUGCAGCAGCCCUGGGCCAGAAGGAGGGCAUCCAGACCCUGCUGAUCUUCCAGCUUUCCCAGGCCGGGGACCUCUUCUACCAGCCGCUGCUCCCCAAGGCCAAUGGGGAUGCUCCCACCGACUCGGAGCCAGAGACCAGUGUUGCAGGCGCCGUGGUGGGCAGACCCUGCCAGGACCCCAUUUCUCCAGACGGAGCCAAGACCACUUGUACCCCAGCAGCUGCAACCCUCUACCGGCGCUGGCUGAGGUCCUGGAAGCGGGCUGCCCCACCCACCCUGUACUGGCAGUGCCCUCCGGCCACGCUCAACCAGGGCUGCCUCUUCGCCCACCGAGAGCCGAGGGACACGGAGGGGGCUUCCCCGUCCUCUCUGGAGGCUUCCUGCCGCCUGCGCGGGGCCAUGCGGGAAGAGCAGCUCUUCUGCUCCUGGGGGGACGAGAGUGGUGUCCCUGUGCCCCCUGCCCCACAGCUCCCCCUAGGGGAGCUCAGCCAGCGACUGGAGGCUUCCUGGGCGGGUGACUGGGCGGCCUGGUGGCUGGAAAGGUUGGGGGCCACCAAGGCCCGGCGACAGCAGGCGCUGAGGGAGCAGCGGAGGCGAGCCAAGCGGCGCAGGGGGACGCAGAGCCUCUCGGGCAGCUUCACCUCCUCCACCAGCUACCAGUCGGAGCUCAGUGACUGGUCGGGGGACGGCAGGGCUCCCAGGCCCCCUCCCGCCCUGCCCGCGGAGCCCCCCUCCCAGGCUCCCCCCACUUUGCCAGCCGCUUCCCAGGGGGACUCCCAGGAGCUGCUGUCCUCGCAGAGCUUGAGCGCCCGGGGCAUCCCCCACGAACGACGCCAGACUCUGCGCAGGUAUCUGGCUGUGCUGGACCAGCCCCCGGAGCCCCCCGAGGAGCCCCUGUCUGCCAGCCAGGCUUCGGUGCGCAGCAGCCAGCGGGGACCCUCCUCUUCCCAGGGGCCCCAGCCGAAACGGGCCCGCAUGGGCUUCUGA